AUGUGUGCUAUGGCUCCAGAGCAGGCAAAUGAAGGGCUCCUUGCCAACAUUACCACCCGCCUGAGUACAUAUCUCAGCUUGAGGCAUGCCUGGCGCGAGCCAGCUAAACUUUACAUCGCAAGCCUGUGGUCCAACAUGCGAUCCGGAUAUUUUGGCGUGCUAGUCUCGCCUAGCUCAGUUGGCGACAAGACAUUUGCUAAGUGGUGGCUCGCAACAAGUCACAAUUUUAUGAGCCAUGAAGAGGCCUUUGGGGUACCAGCGUUGGUUGGUAGUGCGCACGGUGUGGUGCUCGACCUUGGCGCUGGCUCGGCUCGUAUCGAAGACGCUAAAGAGGAGCUCGCUAAACUAGGCGUUCAACCAGGUACUGUGGAUUGCAUACUUAGCAUCCAAGUGCUAUGCUCCAUCCCGAAUCUGAAGUCUGUUAUAAAGGACCUACAUUACCUCUUAAAGCCGGGUGGUGAGUUGAUUUUCUGGGAACAUCAGCAGAAUGAGGUAGACUGGAUCACUCGGGCAGUCCAAGGUAGGCACUCUCACCCUACGCUUUCCUUAUUCCUGGUCGACCUCUCAUACACAAUAUCUUCCGAGUUGACCGGCUAA
This is a messenger RNA of Beauveria bassiana ARSEF 2860, 597 nucleotides long. RefSeq names its product Methyltransferase type 11. The coding region runs from base 1 to 597 and encodes 198 amino acids. The transcript has 4 exons. NCBI's taxonomy places the organism in Eukaryota, Fungi, Ascomycota, Sordariomycetes, Hypocreales, Cordycipitaceae. The record is from RefSeq and is a predicted model, not a curated record.